This is a messenger RNA of Helobdella robusta, 2433 nucleotides long. RefSeq lists its product as hypothetical. The record is from RefSeq and is a predicted model, not a curated record. Gene Ontology annotation, molecular function: protein binding. The annotation marks the transcript as partial. The transcript is spliced from 15 exons. Gene Ontology annotation, biological process: cell differentiation; multicellular organism development. Lineage: Eukaryota; Metazoa; Annelida; Clitellata; Rhynchobdellida; Glossiphoniidae.
GUGUGUGGAAGUGAUGGCAGAAGUUACAAAAAUGAAUGUUAUCUGAAGAAACAAGCUUGUGAGAUGCAACAAAACAUUCACAUUAAAUUUCAGGGGCCAUGCGGUAAACAACUAAUAAUAUUUUUUGAAACGCUGCUGCAAUAUAUUGUUGCUUUGCAUUAUUUUAUAAUUUUAAACAUUUUUUCAUCAGCAGUAACUUUUAACAUUCAUGCAGAUCCAUGUGAGAAUGUAAAAUGUCACUAUGGAUCAUCAUGUGUCGCUGGUUCAUGUCGAUGUCAGUUUGCUUGUUCCGAUGACGAAGAUGAUGGUAAGAAAGUGUGUGGAAGUGAUGGCAGAAGUUACAAAAAUGAAUGUUAUCUGAAGAAACAAGCUUGUGAGAUGCAACAAAACAUUCACAUUAAAUUUCAGGGACCAUGCGAUCCAUGUGAGAAUGUGAAAUGUCACUAUGGAUCAUCAUGUGUCGCUGGUUUAUGUCAAUGUCAGUUAGUUUGUUCCGAUGACGAUAGUAAGAAAGUGUGUGGAAGUGAUGGCAGAAGUUACAAAAAUGAAUGUUAUCUGAAGAAACAAGCUUGUGAGAUGCAACAAAACAUUCACAUUAAAUUUCAGGGGCCAUGCGAAGUGACAUGUUCGUUUGGAUCCACAUGUAUUGUCGAAAUUGCUAGAUUGACGUCUUGCCAAUGUUUUUUCAAUUGUUUCGACGCCAGCAAUAGUUCGAAACAAGUUUGUGGAAGCGACGGCAAAAGUUAUAACAAUGAAUGUGAACUGAGAAAGCAUGUUUGUGAAGAACAAGUGGACAUUUUUGUUAAAUCAUUUGGACCUUGUGGUUUGUGCAAUGCAUGUGAGAAGAAAAUUUGCUACCACGGUUCUGUGUGUGUGACUGGCUUGAACGGUUCAGCCGAAUGUCAGUGCUCCUUCAAUUGUCUUCAUGAUAGGGACGAUAUGAAAAUUUGUGGAAGUGAUGGCAGAAGCUAUAAAAAUGAAUGUGAGCUAAAAAAACAUGCUUGUGAGAUGAAGAAAGAUUUGUAUGUUUACGCAUCAGGACCAUGUGAUCCAUGCGAAAAUGUCGUGUGUCAUCACGGUGCAGUAUGUAAGAAUGCAUCAUGUCACUGUACAUUUGAUUGUCCGGAUGAUAACAAUGAAAGUAAAAUUGUCUGUGGAAGCGAUGGUCGAACUUACAAAAAUGAAUGUCAGCUAAAGAGAUUGGCUUGUGAAAACAAAAGAAAUAUAUCUCUCCGUUAUAAUGAUCAUUGUGACAAGUGUCUAGGAGUGGUGUGUUACUAUGGAGCAGUGUGCAAGGAUGGCAAGUGUCAAUGUGUCGACCAGUGCGAUCAUUCAAACGAUCUUCUCUCCACUAUUUUAUUUUGCGAUAGAUCCAGUGGGAUAACGUACACGCGAUGUACACUGAAACAUGCUGAAUGUUUGAAAGGAAGUCACAUUGAUGUUGAUGAUGGACCGUGUCAAACGUAUUCUCCCAUCACAACAUCGGCAGUCGUCAGCACCAGCCGCCCAGAUACCACCUCAACCACUGCAGCUCUUAUCACUACCACCACUAGAAGCGAAGGCAGUGGCAGUGGUAAAGGUGAUUGCUCGAAAGAGACAUGCAAAUUCGGUGGAAAAUGUGGAGUGAACAAGGAAGGGAAAUAUUCAUGCAUUUGUCAAUUCAACUGUGGCGCUCUGAGAUCACCAGUUUGCGGUUCAGACAGACAAACGUAUGCAAACGAAUGUGAAAUGAGGGAGUAUUCUUGUAUUAAGCAAGUUUUUCUGUACGUUGAAAGAGACGGAAACUGCGCGGGACAAGCAGCAGAUUACAACUGCAUGACGAGUACGUACGGCUGUUGCUCAGAUGGGUCCACACUGGCUGCCGGGCCCGACCAAUUGGGCUGUCCCGGUAAAUGCAACUGCAACAAACUUGGAUCAUACAAUGCUUCUUGUCAGCCGGUGACCCUUCAAUGUUUCUGUAGACCACAUGUCGUUGGAGUUCAGUGUGACCGAUGCAAUGCAAAUUACUGGGGGAUGCACAACAUUCAGCAUUCUAAUGAAGGAUGUCUUCCGUGCCACUGCAAUCAGUAUGGUUCCAAACGAUUGGAUUGCGAUCAGAACAGUGGGCAGUGCUUGUGUUUGAAUGGAGUUAUGGGUCACAAGUGCGACAUAUGUUCUAACGGAAAGAAACUCAGCCAAUAUGGAUGCGUUGGUAAACAAGUUUCAAGUCGAUUUUUUGAUGUACACUGCAAGUUUGGUGCCAGGUGUCAUGUUGGGGUGCACGGACCUGAAUGCGUGUGUGAUGACAACUGCGCCCCUGAUGAUAAAUAUGGCUAUGGAGGAGUCUGUGGUUCAGAUAAUCAUUGGUAUGCGUCGAAAUGUAGGUUGGAGAUGGCAGCGUGCCGUAAACAGAUUGACAUCAGAGUCCUUUACAACGGGCCGUGUGAUGGUUAG